UGUUUUCAAAAUUCAAAUGAAAUAUUUGAUAAAUUUUAUGAUGGUUUUCUUAAAACAUAUUAAAACUUCAUAUACUCGACGUAAAAUAGAAAAUUCAAAAAGAAAUGGUUUGCGACAUACUAUUUUCAGCCCCCGAAGUAAAAGUUAUUAUAUAGGUGAAUGGAAAAAUGACAUAAAAGAAGGUAGAGGUAGAGAAGUGAACAGAGAUGGUUGGAUAUACGAUGGUAGUUGGCUUAAUAAUAAAAAACAUGGUUGUGGUAUUUUAAGCAAAAUUUCAAAAGAAGAUCAUAAAAUUCGCCGAUAUUAUAUUGGCGAAUGGGUAGCUGGAGCAAAACAAGGAUUUGGAUAUAAUUGGUUCGAAGAUGGUAGUUAUUAUGAAGGUGAUUUUUGUCGAAAUAAACGACAUGGCUAUGGUCGUAUAUGGUAUUGUAAUGGAGAUUAUUAUGAGGGAGCUUGGAAAAAUGAUCUUUAUCAUGGUUUAGGAAUAUUCAUUAAAGAUAAUGGCAAUAAAUACGAAGGUCAAUUUGUUAAAGGCAAGAAAGAAGGUUACGGCACAUUUUAUCAUAUAAUUACUGGUCAAGAGCAGCAUGGUUUUUGGAUAAGCGAUUUAUUUAUAAAUGGCACUAUGUUGGAUGCAGAUUUUCGACAAUGUGCAUCUCAUCCGACGCCAUAUCCUAUUCCACAAAUUAAAUUGAUAUCGCAUAUCAAGAAUUCUCAAGAUAUUUCUGAAAUCAAAGAUCAAAAGAAAGAAUUACCUUAUACUGAAGGUUUGUGUAGAAAGAUAUCAAAGCGUAUAAUCGCAAAUAUAUGUGUAUCUAGAAAUACAUGUUCUUGUUUAAAUUCUGUUUUAUAAAUAAAUAUAUUUAUU
Molecule: messenger RNA, 868 nt
Organism: Apis florea (little honeybee)
Lineage: Eukaryota; Metazoa; Arthropoda; Insecta; Hymenoptera; Apidae
Product: MORN repeat-containing protein 3
Cellular component (GO): cytosol
Source: RefSeq, a predicted model, not a curated record